GUGAGACGUAGUCGUCAUCAGAUUCUGAAGUAAAAUGGAACUCACGUCUUUGCGGUUUUUGCAGGGCAAGAAACGAGCGGCUUGCCAGGCGUAAUGGGACGAACGAACAAAAUUCCCCGGACCGAUUCCGGUUGGGCCUGGGUUGUUGACUGUGGUGCGUUCAUAGCUUACUUCACAUCAAUCGGUUAUGUUUCGUCUCUGAGUGUGUAUUUGACUAUCUGGAUGGAUUAUUUUGAGGCCAGUGCAACAACUGUGGGCUUAGUUGUAUCGAUGGGAAUUUUAAUGAGAGGACUUAUGAGUCCCUUGUCGGGUGCACUCUGCACCAAAUUAGGCCCCCGCGUUGUUACGAUGGUGGGUGGUGUUAUCUUCGUGACUGGGGCAGUGUUGUCAUCCCUAUCACCAACGAUAGGAUUCCUUAUAGUCAGCAACGGAUUGACAGCCUCUGGUGGAAGCAUGCUUUAUGUAGCAGAAGUCCAAGCAUUGGGAAUGUACUUCAAGAAAAGGUUUGCCUUCGCCGUUGGUUUAGCAUCAGCGGGCAUAAGUACGGGUCAACUUGCCUUCCCACCUUUAGUUACCUACCUGAUUGAAGUUUACGGCUGGCACGGUUCAAUGUUGAUCACAGCAGCAAUAAAUAUGCACAUCGUAGCUGCUGGAGCACUCAUGCGCCCAAUGGUUAGGGGAAAAACCACGAAAAAACGGCGUGCGCAUAGUGUAACAAAACAAAAUCCUGGCAAAAACGAGACUUGUAGUACCGAUGAAACAGAUCCUGAAGACACCAUGGCAGGUCGU
This is a messenger RNA of Acanthaster planci (crown-of-thorns starfish), 789 nucleotides long. Its product is annotated as monocarboxylate transporter 13-like. Lineage: Eukaryota; Metazoa; Echinodermata; Asteroidea; Valvatida; Acanthasteridae. Gene Ontology annotation, biological process: transmembrane transport; monocarboxylic acid transport. Gene Ontology annotation, molecular function: monocarboxylic acid transmembrane transporter activity. The record is from RefSeq and is a predicted model, not a curated record.